AUGACUCUUGGUGGAUUUACAUCAGAGAACUCUUUGGAUAUUAGGAGCGACUCUAUGUCUGGAAUUUAUGGAGAACGGUCGCAGGUAGAAGCAGGUGGUGGUGAUAUCGGAGAGGGCGGCACGCCUGCGAUCAAGAAUGUGAAGCUUGAGACUUUACAGCAUAACAUGGGAAGUACUCCAACAGAAAUGAACGAUUUUUUAGCAAUGUUAGACGAUAAGACGACAUACAGCGAAGUGAUUCAGUUGACAGAACCCAACAUGAGUUCCGAACGGCCGCAAUCGAUGGAUUAUAACACGGGCUCUGAAUUGAGCUUCAACGGUCGGGACAUGAUUGGGGCUGGGAGUCCUAUGGGAAGUUACCCUAAUUCGCAACGGAUUUCUAAUCGGAGCUCAAGAGACCACACCUUGAACUAUUCUGAACCAGAGCCUGGCGAUUCUGGAGAGCUUGGAGAGACAAUGGACCCGCUUACAGCUAUUGCGUCAGCUAGCAUUUCUUCAGUGCCUGGUUCCGAACAACAUUCUCGGGUGCCGCAAGUUCAAAGGAUGACUCAACAACCGCAAACAACUGAAAAUUCCAUGCAGAAGACCACCUUGAACUCAACUUCAAUACAAGACUUUCUAGAUAACAUUGACAAUUCACAAUCUGAGGAACAAUACAUAAACCCAUAUUUGCUCAACAAAGAGAUGAACGGAGCUGGUGUCGGACCCUCGCUGUUUAUGGAUAGUGGGACUGACAUAGACAAUAAUAAAACGAACGAUGAUACAAACCCGAUAAGUGAGAAUCCAAUGAUGCUAGAGGACCUGACAGUGUCUCCACAACCUGUAUUUUCUGAUAGAAGACGUAUGAGUGAGGUAGCAAGCGAAAAAGUUGGUUACCCAUCGGGGCCUAGAGGAUCAAUUUCUCACCAAGUCGAUUUUUGGAACUUAUCCUCGGCAGGCUCAAGCAACCCACCAUUAUUGAAUAUGAGCCCCAACAAAAGUGCUCAACUACAGCAGGAAAAUAACUCGGAACUGUUUGAUUUGAUGAGCUUUAAGAAGAAAGGAAGACAACAAUCGCUUCAACAACAAAAGAUGCAUAACCCAACAACACAACAACAAAAAGACUUACAACACGGUGACUUGCAGCAGACUCAACAACAACAGCAGCAGCAACAGCAACAACAGCAACGCCAGAGUGCAUUCAAAAUUGAUAAUGAACUCACUCAACUACUAAAUGCUUACAAUUUGUCACAACCUAACGUCACGGCUAGAAAUGCAAACAAUAUUAAUAAUAACAGUGGCACCGCAACUAAAAUGAGGACAGGUUCCUUCAAUCAAGCAAACAUCAAAAGAAGUAAUUCUUCAACACAAGAAGCGCAUAACAGGGUUGGAAAACAGCGAUACUCUAUGUCGUUACUAGAUGGAAACCAAGAUGCUAUAUCAAAGCUCUACGGUGAUAUGGCUAGAAAUGGAAUGUCGUGGGAGAACGCAAUAAUAUCAGACGAUGAAGAAGAACGGGAUAGACAAGAUGACACACAGAAAGUGAGAAGAAAAUCUUCUUUAAAUAGGAAGAACCAAGAAGUUUCCCAAAGCUCUGUUGAUGCCACUGGAGGAAGAUUCAUUUCGCCGCAAUUACUAAAUAACGAUCCAUUGUUGGAAAACCAACUAAAUGCAGGACAAAAUUCUUUGGGAGUUGAUAGAUCUAACCUCAACUUUGAACUCAACUUACCUAUUACGAACCCAGAGGCUCUGAUAGGUGCAACAUCUCCAAACUCAAUGACAACCUCAAGCAAUGUCAGCUCAACAGGCUAUAAUUCAGCUGGUGCUGUAGCAGGCCCUGCAUCCGGACAAAGGAGAAAAAGGUUGAGUAUGUCAAAGCCGAAGGUCAUGACAAAGGCAACUUCUCCACUGGAUGGAGAAGAAAAGCCAUUUAAAUGUGACCAAUGUAGCAAGACUUUCAGACGCAGCGAGCACUUGAAGCGACAUGUUCGUUCUGUUCAUUCAACAGAGAGACCCUUCCACUGUCAAUUUUGCGAUAAGAAGUUCAGCAGAAGUGAUAACUUGUCGCAACAUUUGAAAACGCAUAAAAAACAUGGUGAUAUAACUGAACUCCCACCCCCAAGAAGGGCAACAAACUCAUCCAGCAAAUAG
This is a messenger RNA of Kluyveromyces marxianus DMKU3-1042, 2130 nucleotides long. RefSeq lists its product as uncharacterized. The transcript has a single exon. Gene Ontology annotation, molecular function: RNA polymerase II cis-regulatory region sequence-specific DNA binding; DNA-binding transcription factor activity, RNA polymerase II-specific. Lineage: Eukaryota; Fungi; Ascomycota; Saccharomycetes; Saccharomycetales; Saccharomycetaceae. Gene Ontology annotation, cellular component: chromatin. Gene Ontology annotation, biological process: regulation of transcription by RNA polymerase II. Bases 1 to 2130 code for a protein of 709 amino acids. The record is from RefSeq and is a predicted model, not a curated record.